Molecule: messenger RNA, 3736 nt
Organism: Malaclemys terrapin pileata
Lineage: Eukaryota; Metazoa; Chordata; Testudines; Emydidae
Gene: GIT1
Product: GIT ArfGAP 1
Exons: 21
Coding region: 1300-3696 (798 amino acids)
Biological process (GO): regulation of ARF protein signal transduction; brain development
Molecular function (GO): GTPase activator activity; protein binding
Source: RefSeq, a predicted model, not a curated record
UCACUGAGCGCACAAUCAGCCCCUCUGCGCCCCCAUGGAUAGCUGGUGGCCAUGCAGCUCGGGGAGCCUGGCCAUGGGCUGCGGGAGCUGCUCUCUGCCCUCCACCGCACGCCGCCCAAGCCAUGGGGCCCCUGCAGGGUCGGCCUUCCAGGGAGGUUCCCGUCUCUGUGGAAAACCCGAGGCCUGUCUGGGCCAGCGGAGCCCCAGCCAAGUGCUGCCCUGGGGCUGGCGUCUUCUGCUUGGCUUGGCCAUGGAUGGGCACCUGCGCUGGGGGGGCGCUUCCCCUCCGGUCCGGGGAGCGGGCGCAGUGCCUGCUGGUGGGUGCGCAGGGCUCAUCCCCUGGGACUGCAGAAGGCAAACCAGGGCCCCCCUCCCCGGUCCUGACGCCCCUGCAGAGCCACGCUGCUCCCUGCCUGGGGUGUGCCUGCCCUGCCCCCCGGCUCCACUUGGCCCCAGCAUGGGCGCGGGCCCUGGGCAGGGCGAACAGUCCCUGCUCCCAGGCUGCCCCAGGCCUGGUGCCAGGUUGCUAGGGGAAACCUUAGGGUUUCCCUAGCUACCGACUGAGCCCCUUAGCUGUAGCUAGGGAAACCUUAGCAACCAUCCCCAUGGCAGCCGAUGGGGGGAGCAGGUUACUGACACCCCAGACAGCAGGGUGGGAGGGGUAGGUGCCCCUGGAGGUGAAGAGCAGAGCAGCGCGGGGGGAGACGGUGCCCAGGACUGUCCGGGCUCUGCACCUGGGGUAGAGGCAUCGGUGUUGCCCCGCUGGCAUAUGCUCCAGUUUCCCCCACGGUCUGUCUGCUGCAGCCCCCUGGGCGCCCCCCUGCCCAUUCGCUGCACUUGUGCCCACCCCAGAGCGAAACGCCCCAAGCAGCUGCCCCCGGGGUCGGGGCUCAGGACUGCGUGGCCCUCUCUGGCUGCUGGCCACCCAUCCUGGUGCCCGCUGUGCCUGGUGCCAGCUGAGGGGGCAAUACCUUCCGCCUGUCCCUUGGUGCUUCACAAAGCCUAAUUAAACCUCACACUGAGAUGGGACUUGUCCCCCGUCACACAGGGAGUCAGUGUGAGAGCCUGGAUUGAACCCAGGAAUCCUGGCUCCCAGUCCCUCCGCUCUAACCACCGGACUCCACGCCCCUCCAGAGCCGGGAUAGAACCCAGGAGUCCUGGCUCCCAGCCCCCUGCUCUAACCCACUCCCCCCCAGAGCUGGGGCAUUCAUUCCUUCCUAACCAGCUUGUCUGGGGUGCUCCAGGCCUCUGUGUCCGAGUGCCCAGCUGGCACGUGCCCGGUGCCUGCCACCUUUGCUCAUGAGGAAGGUCCCCUCCUGCCAGGCUGUGCCCUGGCCUGGCCCAGCCGCCGAGCCCUUGGCAGAUGUUCCCGGUGGGGGCCGUGGUACCGGCGAGUGCCAGGCCUGCGGGGGGGCGUCUAACCCAUCUCCUGCCCCCGCAGACCCCGGCUGGGCCUCCAUUAACCGCGGCGUGCUGAUCUGCGAUGAAUGCUGCAGCGUCCACCGCAGCCUGGGCCGGCACAUCUCCAUCGUCAAGCACCUGCGUCACAGCCCCUGGCCCUCCCCGCUGCUGCAGAUGGUGCACACUCUGGCCAGCAAUGGUGCCAACUCCAUCUGGGAGCACUCGCUGCUGGACCCGGCACAGGUGCAGAGCGGGCGGCGCAAGGCCAAUCCUCAGGACAAAGUGCACCCCACCAAGUCCGAGUUCAUCCGCGCCAAGUACCAGAUGCUGGCCUUCGUGCACAAGCUGCCCUGCCGUGAUGACGAUGGCGUCACCGCCAAGGACCUCAGCAAGCAACUGCACUCCAGCGUGCGAACGGGGAACCUGGAGACCUGCCUGCGCCUGCUCUCGCUGGGCGCCCAGCCUAGCUUCUUCCACCCGGAAAAGGGCACCACCCCACUACAUGUUGCUGCCAAGGCUGGACAGAUCCUGCAGGCUGAGCUGCUGGUGGUGUACGGUGCUGACCCCGGGGCGCCCGAUGUGAACGGCAGGACCCCCAUCGACUACGCCCGGCAGGCGGCCCAACACGACCUCGCGGACCGGCUGGUGGAGUGUCAGUACGAGCUGACGGACCGGCUGGCCUUCUACCUGUGUGGCCGCAAGCCGGACCACAAGAACGGGCACUACAUCAUCCCGCAGAUGGCAGACAGGGCGCGCCCAAAGGGCACGGCGCAGAGCCUGGACCUGUCUGAGCUGGCGAAAGUGGCGAAGAAGAAGUUACAGGCGCUCAGCAACCGCCUCUUCGAGGAGCUGGCCAUGGACGUGUACGACGAGGUGGACCGCAGGGAGAACGACGCCGUCUGGCUCACGACGCAGAAUCACAGCACGCUGGUGACGGAGCGCAGCGCUGUGCCCUUCCUGCCCGUCAACCCCGAGUACUCGGCCACGCGAAACCAGGGGCGGCAGAAGCUCGCCCGGUUCAACGCCAGGGAGUUCGCCACCCUCAUCAUCGACAUCCUCAGCGAGGCCAAGCGACGGCAGCAGGGCAAGAGCCUGGGGAGCCCCACAGACACUGUCGACUACCCGGUGCGGAGCCACAGUGACCCGGACGACCAGCACGACUACGACAGCGUCGCCUCCGACGAGGACACGGACCAGGAACCUCUGCGCAGUGCCGCCCGCAACAACCGUGCCCGGAGCAUGGACUCCUCGGAGCUGUCGGACGGGCCCAUCACGCUGCAGGAGUACCUGGAGGUGAAGAAGGCGCUGGCCGCCUCCGAGGCCAAGGUGCAGCAGCUGAUGAAGGUGAACAACAGCCUGAGCGACGAGCUGCGUCGGCUGCAGCGUGAGAUCCACAAACUGCAGGCGGAGAACUCGCAGAUGCGGCAGCAGCCGGGCCCCGGGCAUGCGGUGCCAGCCCCCAGCGAGCGCUCGGAGCACGGGCAUGGCGUGCCCACGGCAGCAGCUCACCGGCGCGACCGCCAGGCCUUCUCCAUGUAUGAACCGGGCUCUGCCCUCAAGCCCUUCGGGCAGCCCGUGGACGAGCUGGUCGGCCGCCUGCAGCCCUUCCACUCCAGCGAGGUGGAGGAUGAAGCGGUGUACUCCACGCACAUCCCGGCCAGCGGGUACCGGAUCCGGAAGGGGGUGUCUGCCUCCUCGGUGCCCUUCCCCCCCUCCUCCCCGCUGCUCUCCGGCAUGCAGGAUGGCGCCCGCCACAUGACCAGCAAGCUGGACCGGCACGGCAGCGGGACUGACAGCGACUAUGACAACACACAGGCUGGCGAGACACUGCUCAGCAUGGACGGGAAGCGGUUCCUGGACCUGGGGAAAGACGACGACUUCCACGCGGAGCUGGAGGCCCUGGACGGGGAGCUGGAUCCCGGGCUGCCCAGCACCGAGGACGUGAUCCUGAAGACGGAGCAGGUCACCAAGAACAUCCAGGAGCUGCUGCGGGCCGCCCAGGAGUUCAAGCAUGACAGCUUCGUGCCCUGCUCCGAGAAGAUCCACUCCGCUGUCACCGAGAUGGCCUCGCUCUUCCCCAAGAAGCCAGCCCUGGAGACGGUGCGCAGCUCCCUGCGGCUGCUCAACGCCAGCGCCUACCGGCUGCAGAGCGAGUGCCGCAAGACCAUGCCGCCGGAGCCUGGCGCGCCCGUGGACUACCAGCUCCUGACGCAGCAGGUCAUCCAGUGUGCCUACGACAUCGCCAAGGCCGCCAAGCAGCUGGUCACCAUCACCACCCGCGAGAAGAAGCAGUGAGGCCUGGUCCCCGCCUGGCGGCUCCCCCCCCCCCCCCCCC